This is a messenger RNA of Quercus lobata, 701 nucleotides long. RefSeq lists its product as uncharacterized. The record is from RefSeq and is a predicted model, not a curated record. NCBI's taxonomy places the organism in Eukaryota, Viridiplantae, Streptophyta, Magnoliopsida, Fagales, Fagaceae. Bases 103 to 477 code for a protein of 124 amino acids. The transcript has a single exon.
CUCUCUAUCUUUCAAUCUCUUCACACAACAAAGAAAUAUACAAAUUGGUUUUCAUCACCAAAAGAAUAGAAAGAAAAAUUACAAAUUUGUGAAAAACCCAAAAUGGGAAACUGCUUGAGACGUGAAUCUAGUUCAAUGGUAUGGGCUGGUGAUGAUUGGGGUUCCCUCAAUUCUUCAAAGAACCACCAUGAUGCAAUGAUAGCUGAAGCUGAUCAUGACCAUAAAGGCAACAACAUGGAAAGGCAUAGGCUUCUUGGUAACAUGUCUUCCUCUUCUGCAAGUGCUGGUAAUAAUCAUGCAAGAGAGGUGAAGAUCAAGAUUACAAAGAAGGAGCUGGAAGAGUUGGUAAACAUGCAAGGUUUGUCUAUGGAACAAGUUCUUGCUCGUUUAGCAGAAGCUGCUGAUGAUGGUAAAUAUGAGUUGGAACGUCAAAGGUCAUGGAGGCCAGCCCUGCAAAGCAUUCCAGAGGUUAAUUAAUAGCCAAUUAAGCUCAUCACUGUGCAUAUAUGUCAUUUUAUGUAGAGGUUAGAAUAUCAAUGUAUUCAGUGGGUGAGAGGGAGAGGCAUUUAUUAUUAUUAUUAUUAUUAUUUUUUUUUUGAGAAGCUAGAGGCAUGUAAAUAGUUAAGUCUGUUGCAUCUAACUUUCAUUGUAUAUAUAUAUAUAUUUUUUUUUCUGAUAGGAAUUUUCAUUGUAUGUUGAGA